GUUUAAUGUAGGAUCCCCCAUGGAUCCACAUAUCUACUGCUCGAGUAGAGGACAGCUGACAUAGGACCAUUGCAGGUCAGUUUCAUAUGCAUGAAACUCGUUUCAUUUAGUAUAUUUAGUACAUACUAAUAUACAGAAAGCAACAUGCUGCUCAGAUCGCGCAGAAUUAACAAUGCAGUCAAUUCUUCUUUCUCGCCUUCUCCACCUCCACCAAGAGCUAACAAGAAAAAUACGAAGAAUGUAUUGCUGAAAAAGAGUAUUUCAAAAUCAACAGCCCAAAAUCAACCGACCAAAAUUGUUCGAAACCUUCGAUCAAGAAAAUGUAGUCCUUUAGUUAAUCAGACUCCAACAAUAGUGGCCCGUACUUCAAAGCGCCCAGUCAUAACACAUAAUAUCACAAAGACUACAAAAACCACGCCGGCCCCUACACCGACACCGACGCCGACGCCGAUGGCAACAACAUCAGCCAAGGAACAUGUCAAUUACUCAAAUUCUAUAUUGAUGAACCCUCCCUCACUUGAAAAUUAUAAUAUUACAAUCCCUCUCAGAUCUGAGCAUUACGACAUAUUUUCAAACUUUUUCAGUACCUGUGUCCAAUGCGAUGAAGAGUUUUUAUGUCACAUUAAGUUAAAAUUUCUUCUUGGUAAUCCUAGUGCUACAAGUGAUACGUUGUCUCAAGAGCUUAGUGAUAACAUCAGUAAAGAGUGCAUCAAUUAUGUCCGCUUACGGGUCAGCGAAGGAAAUUGUGACCAUGGGCAAGGCGAUGCCGGACCUUCGUCAAUGGAGUCUGGAUUUCUCGAAAGCUUGGUGAAAGUAGAAAUUUCAGAGAACAAUGAAUUUGUCGGGAUACCCAACGAUGCAUCGGCAGAAGUUAAGUCUGAACCAAUUAGUGAUCCACAACAAGUUAACGAAGAAGAUGAUGAACAAUUACUGUUACCAAAUCCAUUAUUUCAAUGUCCCAAUGUUCCACCCUCAGCCAGUGAACCCUGUGAAGAAGUCGAGGACGUACAAAUUAUAGGAAUUGGACGUGCUGUUGGAAUGGUGAUGACUUUUAAAUUUAAUAAUUCCUCAAGCCCAAUGCCAUCAUAUCCUGAGUCUCGAUCAGAUCCUCCUGCCAAACAAGUGUCCAACUCUUCGUCGAGAAUAAUAAUACGACGCCCAGGCCGCCGACAACUACCACCCCAACCACGAUAUGUACCUCAAGUAAUAAAUGGGGUUAAUGUUGCCGCAUUUCAGAGUAAAUUGAAUAAUUUGAGAAUGUGUGGCAUUUGUAACUAUCCUGCAAACGGUAUGGUUGAUCUAAACACGCACCAAAGAAUAGCUCACUCUUUGUACAAAGGAAAAGUUGCAGGCUUACCGAUUGCCAAAUAGAACAAUUAUUAUAAUAUUACCUAACUUAUGACUGUCUCAUUGUUUGGGUAUAAUAAAGUUUUAUCUCUUAAAAAAUGUUUAA
This is a messenger RNA of Folsomia candida, 1453 nucleotides long. RefSeq lists its product as uncharacterized. Lineage: Eukaryota; Metazoa; Arthropoda; Collembola; Entomobryomorpha; Isotomidae. The record is from RefSeq and is a predicted model, not a curated record. The transcript is spliced from 4 exons. Bases 145 to 1371 code for a protein of 408 amino acids.